Messenger RNA from Etheostoma spectabile (orangethroat darter), 3104 nucleotides. Its product is annotated as glial fibrillary acidic protein. Gene Ontology annotation, cellular component: cytoplasm; intermediate filament. The record is from RefSeq and is a predicted model, not a curated record. Gene Ontology annotation, molecular function: structural constituent of cytoskeleton. Gene Ontology annotation, biological process: intermediate filament organization. The coding region runs from base 273 to 2930 and encodes 885 amino acids. NCBI's taxonomy places the organism in Eukaryota, Metazoa, Chordata, Actinopteri, Perciformes, Percidae. The transcript has 12 exons.
GGCUCCUCACGAUCUGCUGACAGAUAUCGGAGCAGCAGGUCAAGCCUGAGUUGGUGCAGAGGUUCGAGAUUCCACAGGUGUUGGCUCAUGAACUGGGCUGUCUUUGACAGAGCUGGGGGUAUGGCUGGCAACGGGCGGUAUAAAACCUGAGACCGGGUUGACAAUCAGGGAGUGCAAACAAGGUCGUACAGCCCUGAAGUGCAGUAAACCACAGACAAGCCCUGCUCGAGCAUCUCUAUUCCGUCAUCUCACCUUCAGUCGCUGCCGCCACCAUGAGCCGCAGCCCAGAGAGGAUCUCAUCCUACCGCCGGCACUUUGAGGACAGCAGCAGCUCGUCCUACCAGGUCAGGGUGUCCAGUCCAUCCCCCACCAGGAAAGACGCCCGUCAUGCCUCCGCCGGCUACUCUUGCAAAGCCGGGGCCAGAGGCAUGCGUGCGGAGUCAGUGGGACGAAGGAAUGUCUCAGCUGCACGCAGGAUUCGCAUGGGUGGAGCAGGUGGGAGUGCAGGAGCCUUGGUCUGUGUCGGGCCGAGUGGAGAAAUUCCCAUAGAUCUGGAUGUGGCUGCAGCUGAAAACCAUGAAUUCCUCAACACCCGCACAACUGAAAGACAGGAGAUGAUCGUCCUCAAUGACAGACUGGCUGUGUACAUUGACAAGGUUCGAUCACUUGAGCAGCAGAACAAGCUGUUGGAAACGGAGAUCGAGGCCUACCAGAACCGCUUUGAGAAUCCAUCCGGUCUGCGUCUCCUGUACGAGGAACAGCUGAGGGAGCUGAGAAAGAUCGCUGAGCAGAUGAGAGUUCAGCGGGACAUUUCCUUGGCGGCUAAUAAGUCUACAGCUGCCCAACUGGAGGCAAUCAAAAUCAAAUAUGAGGAGGCAGUGGAGCUGAGGAGGAAAGCUGAGUUAGAAAUCGAAGCCUUCCGUCCAGAUGUUGACAAAGCCACCUCCUCGCGCAUUGCCUUGGAGAAGAAGCUGGAGCAGCUGGAAGUUGAAAUUGAAUUCCUAAAACGAGUCCAUCAACAGGAAAUUGAUGAGCUCAUGAAACAGAUCUACUCGGCGCAUGUGUCGGCUCAGAGCGCGUUCACCCUCCCUGACCUGGCAGCCGCUUUGAAACAAAUCCAGACCCAGUAUGACGACAUCGCUGCCAAAAACCUCCAGGAGAUGGAUUCUUGGUACAAAAACAAGUUUGAAGGGUUGACCAGUAAGACGUCAAGACAUGUGGAUAAGGUUCGAAGCAUCAGGAAUGACAUAGCCGGUGCCAAAAAGGAUAUCCAAAGCAAAGACCGCGAAUUGGAUGCCCUGAGGAGCAAGAACGAAGCUCUUGAGGCCCAGAUCCGAGAGACACAAGAAAGACACAAGAAGGAACUGGAAGACCUUCAGGCUCGGAUUGAGGCCCUGCAGUUUGAGCUGAAAUCCUACAAGGAGAAAAUUGCACUGCACCUGCGCGAGUACCAGGACCUCCUGAAUGUCAAGAUGGCUCUGGAGAUUGAGAUUACAACAUACAGAAAACUCAUCGAAGGAGAGGACCUGCGGCUCUCUGGCAUGAUGCAAACCCUGUCUCUCACCAGCUGCAGCGUGAGCGCCAUUGGUGGUGGGAUGGGCUUCAGUGGAGGCAGCAUGGGGGGUGCAGGUGGAAUGGGUGGGGGCAUGGGUGCAGGAGGCAUGAGCACAGGUCCAGGCAGUGGUGCUGGAGGAAUGGGUGGAAGAACGGGUGCUGGAGGACCUGCUGGUAGGGCAGGUGGGGCAGACAUGGGUGGGGGUCAUGGAUUGGCAGUUGGGGGUGUGGGUACUGGUGGAGGAGUAGGUGCGAGAGGAAUGAGUGGUGCUGGCGGAUUGGGAGCUGGAAGCAUUGGUGCUAGUGCUGGUAAUGGUCUUGGGGGAUUGGGCUCUGGAGUUGGAGGUCUGGGCACUGGGGCUGGAGGCGUGGGCGCUGGGGCUGGAGGUCUGGGCGCUGGGGCUAGAGGUCUGGGCACUGGGACUGGAGGUAUGGCCACUGGGGCUGGAGUUAUGGGCACUGGUGCUGGAGGUCUGGGCACUGGUGCUGGAGGUCUGGGCACUGGUGCUGGAGGUCUGGGCACUGGUGCUGGAGGUAUGGGCACUGGGGCUGGAGGUAUGGGCACUGGUGUUGGAGGUAUGGGCACUGGGGCUGGAGGUAUGGGCACUGGGGCUGGAGGUCUUGGCACUGGGGCUGGAGGUCUGGGCACUGGGGCUAAAGGUCUGGGCACUGGUGCUGGAGGUCUUGGCACUGGGGCUGGAGAUAUGGGCACUGGUGCUGGAGGUCUGGGCACAGGGGCUAAAGGUCUGGGCACUGGUGCUGGAGGUCUUGGCACUGGGGCUGGAGGCGUGGACGCUGGUGCUGGAGGUCUGGGCACUGGGGCUGGAGGUCUGGGCACUGGUGCUGGAGAUGUGGGUGUUGGGGGAAAUUUGGGGUUCGGCACCGGAGGCAAAGUUGACAGCGGCGUGGGUGGUGUUGGAUUGGGUCCAGGUGGUGGCACUGCAGGUUCAGGUGGCAUGGGCAGCGCUGGCAAUGGUCUCAGUGGAGGAAAGAGCGGUGUCGGUGGAGGCACGGGGGACGGAAUCGGUGGAGGCAUAAAAGGGGAUGGACGUAAAGAUCGUGGUCUGGGUCCCGCUGGAAUGGGUGGUGGAAUCGGAGGGGGUAGAGGAAUCGAGGGUGUGGUGGGUGAAGGUGAUGUAGGCGUUGCACCGUCACGCAUUGGUGGAAUGGGGGACAGCAGUGGUGCCGCGAUGGGAUAUGGAUCCGAUGGAUACGACGCCAACAACGACCCCUACACGGAGCAGGCUGUGGAGCUGACGGAGAGGAGGACGGUGCUCAUUAGGACUGUUAAAAAUGAGGACGACGUGCUGGAGAUGGACCACCAAGAACACACUCUACACCAUCACCGUGCAGCCGACGACUCUGACGAGGAAUGAAGCUGAAUUCCCAAGUGACCUCCCCUCCCCUCGGCCUUCAAGCUCCCACACCCCCCCCCCCCCCCCCCCCCUCCCCUGAGCUUAGCACUGACUGAAGCCCAUGUCUGGGCACUGACCUUCGCCCUUUGCCCUGGACAAGAAGACCAUGAAUGACCCCAUGCCUCACAGGGUUUA